GUCCAUGCUCCUCCACUCAGCAAAAACCGUAACUAAUUAAUACAAAAAAAAAACAAAGAAAAAAAAGAUAUACAUCAUCGAAGAUGAUCGGCCCCAACGAGAGCAGCAAUGCGGACCGUCUGGACUACCUGUACCUUAACCUGGUGGGCCAGAUGGUGCAGAUCCACCUUAUCGAUGGCGCCCUGUGCGAAGGCCUCUUCGUGUCUCGCACGGAUGCCGACGGGGCGGCGGAUGAAGCGGGCGUUUUCAUAUCCUAUCCUCGUUUCCUUGCCUCAAAGCAGCACGAUGCCCUGGAGGCGUCGGAGCUGUCCGAUGAGACGCGGUUGUUCCGCUACGAGGACAUCAUGAUGAUGGAGGCGAAGGCCAUGAAGCUGCGCACGGAGACGCCGGGCUCCGGCCACGUCUACACCUAUCGUGGGGAUCACGAUCUGAAGACGCUCGACUGGGCCGCGGAGGGCGCGGAUGAUUUGCUUGACACCGACUCGCACGUCACCGGCCAGUGGGACCAGUUUGCGGCCAACGCGAAGUUCGGUGUGCGCACCUCCUACAACGAGGACCUCUACACGACGAAGUUGGAUGAGUCGAAGCUGAGCAAGGAGCAGAUUGCCUACGCCGAGCGGACGGCGAAGGAGAUUGAGAACUCCGGCACCCGCAACCUCCAGCACCGGCUCGAGCGCUCCGACGUGGCGAAUGAAUACGUCGACGAAGGCGCGCUGUUUUCUGACGUCACGCGGGACGCACGCGGCAGCAAACGGACGGCGCAGGCGACGCGCAAAGAGGCCGCCGCUGCCGCCAGUGCUGUCGCGAAUUCCAGCGCGGCCGCCGCGGCGCAGCCGAGCCCGACCCCGCCUGCCAAUGUCCGCAGCGCCGCCGCCCGACACGUCUCCCCGCCGGUGGAGGAGCCGGUGGCCCCUCCCCCACCACCGCCGGAGGCAAACCAGCAGAACAAGACGACCUACAGUCCGAACCCGUCCGCGACGCCCUUCGUGCCGCUGCUAAAGAGUUUCCUCGCCAACGUGGCCGCCGUCGUGUCCAGCAACAGCGACUGCUUCCGGUGCCCGACGGACUGGCCGGGCGAUGUGGACUUCUAUGACCGCGACGUCUCGCACUAUUCUCGCCAGCAGCAACCCCCGCCGCAGCAGCAGAAUAUGCAUCACAAGUACCACCAGCAGCCGAUGAACCCGAUGCCGAACCGCGGCCCCAUCAACCACCACCAGCAGCACCACGUGAUGCCAAACCCGAUGACGUACAACAACUCCCCUGGCCCGAUGGGGGGGCCGCACGUCCAGCCGCAGCACAUGCAGUACAUGGAUCCCGGAAACAACGGCAUGAUGCCUCCGCACGGGCCGGGGCCGAUGUCUGGGCCGUCCUCCAACCGCAUGCAACCGCAGCGCACAGCGAAGACGUCGCAGCCGCAGCAGCCGGUGCAGACGGCGUCGCAGCCGCUGCCUCCCCCUCCACCACAGCAACAGCAGCAGCAGCAGCAGCAGCCACCUCCACCGCAGCAACAGCAGCAGGCGGUUCCUGCCAUCGACAGCACCUCCCCGCAACCGGAGCGCGCGACGACCGGGGCGAAGAAGCUGCGGCGCGGCGGCAUGGCCUCUGCGGCUCGGCAAGAGAGUGGAGACAGCGCCCCUGUGGGCAAGAAGGGGGCUAAGUAG
Molecule: messenger RNA, 1661 nt
Organism: Leptomonas pyrrhocoris
Lineage: Eukaryota; Euglenozoa; Kinetoplastea; Trypanosomatida; Trypanosomatidae
Product: putative mitochondrial PAB1-binding protein
Exons: 1
Coding region: 84-1661 (525 amino acids)
Biological process (GO): cytoplasmic stress granule assembly
Cellular component (GO): cytoplasmic stress granule
Molecular function (GO): RNA binding
Source: RefSeq, a predicted model, not a curated record